Echinococcus granulosus is the source of this 204-nucleotide messenger RNA. RefSeq lists its product as hypothetical. Lineage: Eukaryota; Metazoa; Platyhelminthes; Cestoda; Cyclophyllidea; Taeniidae. The record is from RefSeq and is a predicted model, not a curated record. The coding region runs from base 1 to 204 and encodes 67 amino acids. The transcript is spliced from 2 exons.
AUGGAUAAAGCUCGUGGUAAAACGUUGAAAAAGAAGCAGAUCCUUCAGUGCAUGGAAAAUGGUGUACUACCUCAGGCGAAGAGAGCUGCUAGUAACAUGCCACGUGCCAUGCCACCAUGGAUUGUUGUUAAUAUAGACGUCUUCGCCCCCACUACAGCUGUCGUUGAUGCUGGCUGCUGCGGUACAGAUAAAAUGCCUGCUUAA